Messenger RNA from Exophiala bonariae, 795 nucleotides. RefSeq lists its product as uncharacterized. Bases 1 to 795 code for a protein of 264 amino acids. The transcript has a single exon. Lineage: Eukaryota; Fungi; Ascomycota; Eurotiomycetes; Chaetothyriales; Herpotrichiellaceae. The record is from RefSeq and is a predicted model, not a curated record.
AUGGAGACUGCAACAGAGACUCCAGGUUUCGUUCCCAUCUCGGAAUGGCCUACUCUUGAGGCUCUCUGCGAUGGCUUCGACGAGCACCUCCUUUCACCUUCAAACAAGUUGAAUGGUCAACGAUUUGAGCUUGCGUUCGAAGAUGGCACAGACAUUGAACAUCACUUUCUCGACACAGAUACCAUCUUCUGGAGCAUAACAAAAGGUACUAAAGGUGUUGGUUUGACUGGCGAAGCAAAAUACAGAGCGUUCGAGGUUCGACCGGAUGUUUUUUUCGUCGAUUUUCACAAAAUUGACUACAACGAAGAGGUCAGUAUUGUCAUGAACAUCAAGAGCGGGCAGACAGUAGUGGGCAUCUCGGGUUUCCGGGACACAACUGGAGUACGGCGAACGUACACCAAAUUCUCCAAUGCAUAUAUCUCAGGCCUCGCCCCCAGUCAGCCAUACAAGAACACUGAUGAACUGAUCGGAAAACACGUUGUUUACCGCUAUACUGGUGAUGAUGCCUAUGAGCAUAUUUAUCUCAAUCAAGGAACAUUCACCUGGCACUGUCUGAGCGGGACUGAGAAAGGUCUGGCAGACACAGAACCAUGUAAGAUGUUGAAGUUGGCCGAUCAACUUUACCUGCUGUUCUGGACAGAGAAGAUUAUGCCUGUGGAGUCAGUGGUCGUGGUUGAUCUGAAGGAGAUGCGCUCGACGGGACGAUUUUUCUGCUGGGACCCGAAGCCUGAGAAACUCGUCAGCACGCUGUUUGGUUCCUAUGCGACCCUGCUCGCCGACACUCGAACAAGAUGA